ACUUUGCUUUACCACUUGAAGGUUCCGAAUUAGGACUUAGGCUGUGUAAAGUAGUUUUGAGAUAUUUUACAGUAUGAAAAUCUAUGUCUUUUUUUAAUGUUUUUGCGAUUGUAGAACAAAGUGAAAGCAAGAGUAUAAUAGUUCUAGUAGUUGUGCCAAUCAUAUCAGUAUUAAUCUUCUUGGCUUCGAGCAGCUUUUUUAUCAUUAGAAAUGUAAGAAGAAGAGCUAAAGGAAAGGGGAAGGCCUUUAAUAACACUAGAGUGAAGCAUAGAGUGAAGAGGUCGAUUAAGGUGCCCACGAUUAGUAACAAGCUAGCAGAUAUGAUGAUUAUUCAUGGAGGAAAUAUGGCCAAAAGCCAAUCAAAGGUUCUCCACACCCAAGAUAAUUGAAGUCAUAUCGGGUUGAAAGCUAAGCGAUUGUGUAGAGAUUGCCAAGCGACCGUUGAAAAUUGAAGACUGAGAAGGCAUUUAGGAUUUUUAAUUAUUUAAUUCUUGUAUUAGAAUCUUUUUUCAUGUACUAUUGUAGAAUGUUAAACAUAAUAUUAAGAUUUUAUUUUGUGUAUUCAAAUGUAAAAGACAAAUAUUAUAGUUUCUAACAUAA
This is a messenger RNA of Cucumis melo (muskmelon), 600 nucleotides long. RefSeq lists its product as uncharacterized. The record is from RefSeq and is a predicted model, not a curated record. Bases 84 to 389 code for a protein of 101 amino acids. Lineage: Eukaryota; Viridiplantae; Streptophyta; Magnoliopsida; Cucurbitales; Cucurbitaceae. The transcript is spliced from 3 exons.